Molecule: messenger RNA, 282 nt
Organism: Kwoniella botswanensis
Lineage: Eukaryota; Fungi; Basidiomycota; Tremellomycetes; Tremellales; Cryptococcaceae
Product: 60S ribosomal protein L37-A
Exons: 6
Coding region: 1-282 (93 amino acids)
Biological process (GO): translation
Cellular component (GO): cytosolic large ribosomal subunit; ribosome
Molecular function (GO): structural constituent of ribosome; RNA binding
Source: RefSeq, a predicted model, not a curated record
AUGGGUAAAGGUACACCCUCUUUCGGUAAACGACACUCUAAAUCCCACACUCUCUGUCGAAGAUGUGGUAACCGAUCUUUCCACAAGCAAAAGCACACUUGUGCUCAAUGUGGUUACCCUGCUGCUAAGCUCAGAUCAUUCAACUGGGGUUUGAAGGCUAAGAGAAGAAAGACUACCGGUACCGGUCGACACGCCCACCUUAAAGACGUCAACCGACGAUUCAAGAACGGUUUCAGAGAAGGUGGUGCCGCCCCUAAGAAGGUCAAGGCCACUUCCGAAUAA